GCUGGUACAUGUAAUACGUGCAGGCGUCCAUAUCUCGCCACUCUUGGCACGAUUUAGACCCUGUUACGUCAGCAUUCACUAGCUCCGUUCAGGAAGGAACUCGCGGAAGUCACCGAUAGGGCGGCGUCUGACACUCGUGCAACAAAUUGCGAACAACAUUUCCUUCACCAGACGUUCGUUAUCCUGAAGCGCAAACACAGUCACUAUCAUGACUACUAACGAUGCUGCGAACGACGACGAGUGGGCGCAGGCCGAAGGCGUCCCGAACCUAAGCGACCCAUUUAUCCAACAGUACCUACAGGGCCGAGACGCUCUGGUUCAGCAAGAGAAGAGACAACGAAGUGACUAUCUUUUCCGCCAGAAUCUCUCGCCCAUGGCACAAGAAGCAUGCGCCAUCGUCUCCCAGAUUCGAUUUGAGGAGCAACAGACCCUCUGGACAAAGGAAUACGAAGACAGCCUACUAACCGAACAUGUCGAUGUCUUUCCAGGCAUGAUGUUCUCACUUGCCAAGGAGCGCAUGGAGAAGAGCAAGCUGUGGCAGAUAGUCAAGAGAAUGCCCAAAGGCGCACUCUUGCACUGUCAUCUGGAAGCUAUGGUGGACCUUGACUGGGCGCUUGAAGAAGCUUUCAACACUGAGGGUGUCUGCAUUGUUGCCGAUGGCCCAGUCACCGACGACAAAACCAGGCGCAAAACCGGCUUCUCCUUCACCUACUACAAGGACGCGAACGGUGACGCUUCAAUAUGGAACGAUAACUACACGGCGAACACGCCGGUGCCCGUAAAUCAAGCCGCAGAUGCCUUCCCAGAUGGUGGCAAGAAAGCAUUCAUCGAGUGGAUUCGCUCCCGCGUCACUAUCACCCAUUCAGAACACCUCUCCCAUCACGAAGGCCCCAACGAAGUAUGGCGCAAGUUCAUUUCAUGCUUUCCUAUUCUCGGCUCCCUCAUCUACUAUGAGCCCAUCUUCCGCAAGUUUGUACGCAGGAUGUGCAAGGCCCUGGUCGACGACGGUGUACAUUACGUUGACUUGCGUGCAGCGUUCUAUACGCCCUACCGCAGCAGCAAGAAGGAGGAUUGGGACUCGGACCAUUUCAAUUUGCUCGAGCAUUUGGCGGAUGAAGUUGAGAAGUUCAAGGCGAGUGAAGAGGGCAAAGACUUCUGGGGCGCCAGAAUGAUCUGGACGACCAUCAGACAAUUCGGAAAGAAGCAGGUGAUCGAGAGCAUGAAGCAAUGUAUCGAGAUGAAAAUCGAGUUCCCCGAGAUUAUUGCCGGGUACGAUCUCGUAGGCCAGGAAGAUCUUGGCCGACCACUUUCGGACCUUGCCCCCGAGCUUUUCUGGUUUCGCAAGGCCUGCGCUCAGGAAGGCGUUGACAUACCGUUCUUUUUCCAUGCUGGGGAAACGCUGGGCGACGGCGAUUCGACGGAUGAGAAUCUCUUCGACGCUAUUAUCUUGGGUACGCGACGCAUAGGACACGGGUUCAGCCUUUACAAACAUCCCCUUCUCAUCGACAUGGUCAAGGAGAAGAGGAUCUUGGUGGAGAGUUGCCCGGUAUCCAAUGAAGUGCUACGGCUUUGUUCGAGCAUUAUGUCACAUCCCCUACCAGCGCUGCUAGCCCGUGGUGUUCCCUGCUCGCUCUGCAAUGACGAUCCCACCAUCCUCGGCCAAGGCGUAUCUGGCAUGUCGCACGACUUCUGGCAAGCGCUGCAGGGAUGGGAGAACCUUGGUCUCGAAGGGCUGGGCUCAUUGGCAGAGAACAGCGUGCGUUGGGCUAGUCUGGAUGAUUACAGUGCAAAGGAAUGGACCCAAGAUAUCAAGGAUGGAAUGUUUGGCAAGGGCGUACGGGCCCAAAGAUUGAAGGAAUGGGUUAGCAAGUGGGAGAAAUAUUGUGCCUGGAUUGUCGAAGAGUAUGGCGUGGACGAGAACGUAGACCAAGAGGAGUAAGUAUCAAGCAUUCGAGGCUGAAGCACGGCACACAAAUGGAGGAAUGAGGUUCAACAUCGGGUGUGCCCAGAUGUACCACUUCGACUUUGUAAUGCAGGUAUAUCUACUAUAUAAACAAAUCUGUAACACACUCCUAGAUUAUAUAAACAGAUCUUGUCUAGCUUUGUUUAACUUAAAGAUUACUCUAUUUACUUCUAUGUUACUAUAACGAACCUAAGAAAAGUAGAAGCAAUCUACUAUAUAUAAGGAAUGUUACAAGACACUAUAAGCACGUGUUUAAGA
Molecule: messenger RNA, 2221 nt
Organism: Alternaria rosae
Lineage: Eukaryota; Fungi; Ascomycota; Dothideomycetes; Pleosporales; Pleosporaceae
Exons: 3
Coding region: 209-1939 (576 amino acids)
Biological process (GO): inosine biosynthetic process; adenosine catabolic process
Molecular function (GO): adenosine deaminase activity
Source: RefSeq, a predicted model, not a curated record